CAACGAGUGUGGACCACCCUCGCCCAUGUCCUGUGGAAAAUACGCAGACUGCCAGAACACAGAGGGGAGCUACUUCUGCACGUGCAGCCCAGGAUAUGCGCUGGCUUCUGGGGCAGCCGCGUUCAGGAACGCGAGUGAGAACACAUGUCAAGACGUGGACGAAUGUCAGCUGAAACCCAGGGUCUGCAGAAGCCGCGGAAUCUGCAUCAACAGCCAGGGCAGCUACUCCUGCCAAUGCCCGCCUGGCUUGGAGCUCAGUCCGGAGGACCCGAGGCUGUGCACAGAUGUGAAUGAAUGUACCUCAGAGCAAAACCUAUGCCAUGACUCCACCCAUUGUUUCAACAUCGUUGGGAGCUAUGAGUGCCACUGCCGCCCUGGCUGGAAGCCAGUUCCUGGGUCCCCCCAUGGCCCAAACACCACCAUCUGCGAAGAUGUGGACGAGUGCAUCGCCGGGUAGCAUAAGUGCCACAACUCCACCAUCUGUGCCAACACUGUGGGCUCAUACGCGUGCCACUGCCGCCGCGGCUGGCAGCCCAAAUCUGGAUUCCAAAACAAGCAAACGAACACCACCUGUGAAGAGAUGUCCUUCCCCGCCUGGACCAUGCCCUCUGGUAUCAAGAGCAAGAGUCUCUUACACUUCUUUGAAAGGAUCCAGGAUCUCAGCAGAAAUUUCAUGGUCGUCUCAGCCAAGGACACCAUCCAGGGCCUCAUACAAGGGGUGGAUGAACUGUUGGCGACCCCAGGGGACUUGGAGGCCCUGCCCCACUCAGAGAAGCGCUGUGUGGCCACUAACCUGCUUCUUGGCCUGGAGAACGUCCUGAGAGGGCUGAGUGAGGCCCUGCCCAGUGGGUUCAAUUUGACCAUCAAUGCGUCUGCAGGCACAGAAUUGGCCCUGGAGGUGCAGGAGCAAGGAUACAGGAAUACUGCCUUGCGUCAGAAUCGGGCAGAGAUGCAGCUAAACUGGGAUCUGGUACAUGAAUCUGGUGACUCAGCAGAUCCUUCCGUGGUGGGCCUGGCCUCCAUUCCAGGAAUGGGCAAGUUGGUGGCUGGCGCCCCGCUGGCCCCAGAACCAGAGAAGCAGGCAGUUCUGAAUGAGACACACAAGGGUUUGCAGCUGGGGCCCCCCCCCAUCCUGCUCACGGAUGUCACCUCUGCUUUUAUGAGCAAAACUGACACCCAGAACCUCAGCUCGCCAGUCACCUUCAUCUUCAAGCAUGCACUGACCCCUGGGCCAAGGCAGAAGGUGUUCUGUGUAUUCUGGGAGCAUGGUGAGGAUGGAUGUGGUCAGUGGGCCACGACAGGCUGCAGGAUAGUGGACACCAGCGACACCAGCACCACCUGCCAGUGCACCCACCUCAGCAGCUUUGCCGUCCUCAUGGCCCACUACGAUAUGCAGGAGGAGGAUCCCGUGCUCACUGUGAUCACCUAUGCCGGGCUGAGCCUGUCUCUGCUGUGCCUCCUCCUGGCGGCCCUCACCUUCCUGCUGUGCAAAGCCAUCCAGAGCACCAGCACCUCCCUGCACCUGCAUCUCUCCCUCUGCCUCUUCCUGGCCCACCUGCUCUUCCUCACGGCCAUUGACCGGACUGAGACCAAGGUGCUGUGCGCCGUCAUCGCGGGGGCCUUACACUAUCUCUACCUGGCCUCCUUCACCUGGAUGCUGCUGGCGGGUCUGCACCUCUUCCUCACGGCACGCAACCUGACCGUGGUCAGCUACUCCAGCGUGAGCAGCUUCAUGAAGUGGCUUGUGUUCCCUGUGGGCUACGGGGUCCCGGCUGUGAUCGUGGCCAUUUCUGCAGCGUCCAGGCCGCACCUUUAUGGAACACCCACCCGCUGCUGGCUCUGCUCAGACAAGAGAUUUAUAUGGAGCUUCCUUGGACCAGCCUGUGCCAUCUUCUCUGUCAAUUUAGCUUUCUUUCUGAUGACCCUCUGGAUUUUGAAAAGAAAACUCUCUACCCUCACCAGUGACGUGUCCACCAUCCAGAACAUGAGGAUGCUGACAUUUAAAGCCACGGCUCAGCUCUUCAUCCUGGGAUGCACGUGGUGCCUGGGCCUCCUGCAGGUGGGGGCAGCUGCGCACGUCAUGGCCUACCUCUUCACCAUCAUAAACAGCCUGCAGGGCGCCUUCAUCUUCCUGGUGUACUGCCUCCUCCGCCAGCAGGUCUGGGAUCAAUACAGAAAAUGGUUCAAAAGCUUCAGGAAAACCAAAGCUGAGUCUGAGAUGUACAUACUCUCCAGCAGGGCCGUAUCUGAUGCCUCCAAACCCAGCACAACCCAGCUGCAGCAGAAAAGAGAAGAGAGCUCCACCCAGCCGCUCCGGUUGAGAUAAACACUAGCAGGCCCUUGUAAUUCCCUGUUGAUAUGCAGAUGACUAAUAGUCUCCACCCCUUGGAGACAUCUAUUGAUAUGCAGAUGCAGUUAAACCAGGCAAGAGAUUCUAGAAAUAAUUGUAAUUUUACUGACAAAUGGUAAAGGAGAAAAUAAAGAUUAAGCUCUAGUAUGAAA
Messenger RNA from Manis javanica (Malayan pangolin), 2502 nucleotides. NCBI's taxonomy places the organism in Eukaryota, Metazoa, Chordata, Mammalia, Pholidota, Manidae. The record is from RefSeq and is a predicted model, not a curated record.